CAGUGGAUGGUUGAAUAAUCACCUGUCUCAUGGCAUUUCAGCUAUGAAAUUUUGUCAGAAUUCCUUCGAAAAAGGGCUUUUGCGCUAUUGAAAAGACAUCCUAGAACAAUCCCUCCUCCCAGCACUCUCCAUUGAAGGUUUACGCUGAUCCACGAAAAUGGCUGUUCCACCUGCUUAUGCUGAUCUGGGUAAAUCCGCCAGAGAUGUUUUCACCAAGGGAUAUGGUUUUGGCUUAAUAAAACUUGAUUUGAAAACAAAAUCUGAAAAUGGACUGGAAUUUACAAGCUCAGGUUCAGCAAACUCAGAAACAAGCAAAGUUAGUGGUAGUUUGGAAACAAAAUACAAAUGGGUGGAAUAUGGAUUGAUGUUCACGGAAAAGUGGAACACCGACAACACACUAGGCACUGAGAUUACUCUUGAAGAUCAGCUUGCACGUGGCCUGAAGCUGACCUUUGACUCCUCCUUCUCUCCUAACACUGGGAAGAAGAGCGCUAAAGUUAAGACAGGGUACAAAAGGGAACACAUCAACAUUGGCUGCGACAUGGAUUUUGAUAUUGCUGGUCCUUCAAUACGUGGAGCCCUGGUGGUUGGCUACGAGGGGUGGCUGGCAGGUUACCAAAUGACUUUUGAGACAACGAAGUCUAGAGUAACCCAGAGCAACUUUGCUGUUGGCUACAAGACUGAUGAAUUCCAGCUUCAUACUAAUGUGAAUGAUGGAACGGAAUUUGGCGGCUCCAUUUACCAGAAGGUGAAUGAUAAACUGGAAACUGCUGUGAAUCUUGCUUGGACAGCCGGUAAUAGCAACACUCGCUUUGGAAUAGCAGCCAAGUAUCAGAUUGACCCAGAUGCCUCUUUUUCUGCUAAAGUGAACAACUCCAGUCUGAUCGGAUUAGGAUACACUCAGACUUUAAAGCCAGGUAUCAAACUGACAUUGUCAGCUUUGUUGGAUGGCAAGAAUGUCAACGCAGGUGGUCACAAACUUGGUCUAGGAUUGGAAUUUGAAGCAUAAGGAGUGAUUCUACAAUCACUAAUUUGAAAAUACAGCGUAGCUACCUUCAGAAUAUAGUGUACCUUUCAAUGUUUUAUGUCUGGGAUGCAAGUAUUGCUAAGUAUCAGUCCUGCUAGUCCUGGUUAAAGACAGCUAAGCUUUAAAAAUGAUGUUGUUACAGAAAUGGAGACAAAAGCAUAAAAAAAAAAAAUCCUAAUUCCAGGCUUUUUUUUUUUUUUAAUGUUAUUGCCCAUCACAUCUGUCAGCUGCCACAUGAUAGGAAGUAGGAAGGUAUUGAUUACCUUUACUAACAUGUUGACUGCACAAGGAAUAUAUUGAUGUGGUAUAAAAACUCGAGACGUUAAGAAUCGCAGACCACUAUAUUGUACUGUUAAUUCUGCAAGCAAAAUGUUCCAACAAUUAAGGUUUCAAUUCACGAUGGAAUGUGCAAACUUGUCUGAAAAAGAGAUUUUUUAAAAAUUUUUAUUUAGAUAGGUAUUUCAUGAAUGGUUUAUCUGAUUUGGUUAUCUUACACCUACAGCUGUCUCCAGAAUGGUUUAGGUUGUCCACCCUGUGUAAGUCCGUUGCAGAGGAGGUUUGAUGUGACUCAUUCAAUACUACCUGUCCUGUGUUGUGGUUCCUUUCCCUUGCACUGACUGGAAAGCUUGUAAGACAGGGCCAUAAUCAGGGAAGAGUCUUUGUAACUGCAAUCACAUAGUUGCAUCACUAAAUUUAAAAUGGACUUUUGUUUUAUUACCACUUUUUUUUAGCAACUAAAUGGGUACAUUUUUAGAGAGUCUUCCAUUUUGUGUGGAACUAGACCCCAAAAUGCUGUACUUGACACUACUAAAAAUGGAUAAAAAACCCAAACCCAACUUGAAUAAAAUAUUGAAAUGUCA
This is a messenger RNA of Harpia harpyja (harpy eagle), 1887 nucleotides long. RefSeq names its product voltage dependent anion channel 1 (gene VDAC1). Bases 158 to 1009 code for a protein of 283 amino acids. The record is from RefSeq and is a predicted model, not a curated record. Gene Ontology annotation, molecular function: voltage-gated monoatomic anion channel activity. Lineage: Eukaryota; Metazoa; Chordata; Aves; Accipitriformes; Accipitridae. Gene Ontology annotation, cellular component: mitochondrial outer membrane. The transcript is spliced from 9 exons. Gene Ontology annotation, biological process: monoatomic anion transmembrane transport.